AUGAUGCAGAAGCAAGAGUUCUUAGAACUGUUUGAGGCAGCGAUUUUAGCCGCAAAAACUGCUGCGAGAGGAGGAGACGGUAAGAAUAAUAAGAAUUCUCCUUCUCCGGCUGUCUCGAGGUGUGUCGACGCAAUGAUUCGUUUGAGAGAAGCUCCAGAGUCCCUUGCGUGCGAGUUGGUCAUCGAUCGCAGAUACCCUCAGAUUGGAAAAAGUCACGGACUUUUCAUGGAACAUAAAAACCCUAGAAUCCAGUCCGAGGCAAAGGUUCUUUACUCUCUUUGGCUAAAGUAUCUCUACGCCACCGGCAAGAAACAAAACCCACGACCUCGUGAUCAAGGUCAAAGUAGACCAGUGGUGAAUAAGAAGAAGAAGCUUGUCGAGGAGGAGAUGAUCUCGACGACAACGGGGGAUUGUAACCGAGACAAAGUGCGUGAGAUUCUUGCAAAAGCUUUGUCUAAAGUGGCUGUUGAGAUGAAGGAAGGAGUGGUUUCUUGCGAUUCUUGGAGUGUGGCUGCCUCUGUUGAAUCUGCCAUGUUUGAGAGAUUAGGUUCUUUUGAAGGGACUCAAAAAGCAAAGUACAGAUCCAUUCUUUUCAACAUGGGAGACAGCAGGAAUCCAGACCUGAGGAGGAAAGUACUACUCGGAGAGAUCAGUGGAGAGAGGUUAGUGACUAUGGAGAAAGAAGAGAUGGCUAGCAACAAGAUUCAGAUGGAAAUUCAAAAUAUCAAAGAGAGAGUCAGAGUUAGGGAUGAGAAUCGAGUCAAGAGUAUGAUGACGUUUCAGUCAGACAUGAUGAUCAUGACUUAG
This is a messenger RNA of Eruca vesicaria subsp. sativa (arugula), 807 nucleotides long. Lineage: Eukaryota; Viridiplantae; Streptophyta; Magnoliopsida; Brassicales; Brassicaceae. The record is from the annotation of a GenBank genome assembly.